This is a messenger RNA of Mesorhabditis belari, 258 nucleotides long. NCBI's taxonomy places the organism in Eukaryota, Metazoa, Nematoda, Chromadorea, Rhabditida, Rhabditidae. The record is from the annotation of a GenBank genome assembly.
AUGAAAGUUCUCCUUGUUCUGGUCGUGACUUUCGUGGCAACGGCGGCGAUUCGAUGUCAAUUCAACGGGGGACAAGCUGUCACGUGCACGUGCGGUGAAUUCUGUCUCCACUCCGUCCAUCAAGGAAAGCGUGUAGCCGGCUGUGGAUGCGAUUUGCAAAACGGCAUUUUGUGCAAGACAGAAGGCUGGCACAUCUUCAAAGGAAAUUACUACAAGUGCUGCCGAGGCGAUUUGUGCAAUUGGCUCCCAUCGCAUCCU